ACCUGCGAGCAGGAUUGUGACUGCUAAAUAUCCGAGUAUUCUCCGAAGCUGUGCAGAUGAUUCUGAUUUUGCUUCCUUUGUGGUUCUUGUUUGUAUUUCGGGAGAAUUCGCUUUUCCAGCGUCCAGCAGCUGGGAGAAGCAGAUGAGCUGGCUCCGUGAGUUAAAGAUCUGGCUGUGAGGAACCCACGGGGAGGUAGAGGAACACAGCGGACAACUCAUUUCUCUCUAACAUCCUUGGAAGCCGAGGAGGAGGCAGAAUAGAGCUGGAUUGGAUUGCACAUACCCUCUUGCCGCUGUGUGUGUGUGUGUGUGUGUGUGUGUGUGUGUGUGUGUGCGUGCGUGCGUGUGUGUGUGUGUCUAAGUGUGUGAGCUGAUAAUAGCAGCCCCAUUUGUAUUCAGCGGAGGGAGCUCCAGGAUCUCGCUGCGCCUUUCCCCAGGAUGGGAUCACAGAGCAGGGAUUGUGCUCGCCUGUGGAAUGCCCCGCUGAAAUGGAUCUAAAGGCUCUCAGAGAUGGACACCAAAAUGGACAGCAUGGACGCCAGCAGAGACCCUUCAGUGACUCGGUUUCCAGACCUUACUGCAUCCGACUUUGUCAGCCAUCAGCCUAAACCACCCCAGCGAGGACUGAACUUGCAGAGUUGAAACUGGACGAGCUCCACUGAGAUCCCCCAGAGCUUCAAUAGGAAGUACAGAAAAGCAGAGAAAGAGGAGCCCCAAAGGAGUUGACUUACAAACCAGUCCACCUGUUGAGUGUCUGAUUGAGCUUCAUUGACUUAUGGCUGCAGCGAUGCUUGAAAAAUGGUAUGGAGCUUUCAGACAUGUCCGGAUUUAUCGCCUGGAUAUCCUAUCGAGAUUACGACACUUUAGUGCACACCUCAGAGCCGGACCACUUUUCCAGAUUGGCUUGUGGGCAAAAGCAAGUAAUUGAAAAUCCCCCCUUGAGACGCUCUUUCUUCUGAUUUGUUGUGGGAGAGAUUUUUUUUUUUUUUUGGAAGGACCCCUUUCAAACCUCCCUCUCUGUAUCCCACAUUUCCCCCUUCUUCCUUUUUUCACCAUCUUUCUCCCACAUUGUGAGAAAUACAUUAUGAAGCAGCGCCAUUCUUCUUCAUCCCCCCUCGGUGACGGAGAGAGAGGAGGGACAGACUGUCCAGAAUAGAUAACGAGCAAGGAGACUGGCACAGGGGAGAGGAGAAGGAGAGAAAAUAGAGGGAAACAGGUAGAGGGAAAGAAGAUAACAGAGAAGAGGGCAAAUAAAGAAGGAAAAUAGUAAAUUUACUUGGACUGUUGGUAAUCCUCUUGGAGACUUGAAGCCUUUCUCUGAUUUGUCUGUGCUCUGUUGGAGGCUAGUUAGCGCAAUGGGCAGGGGAGGGGUCAGGAUUUACACCAGGGGGGGCACUUGAGCAGAAGAGUAGGCUUAUGUCCCCCCUGCACCCGCCUGGUUUGUAUCUUAGUGUUUGGCAGGAAGACAGACUGAAAGAUGUCCUGGUAAACAGACAGCUACUCUGAAUGACAGACAAGCUCUGGGGCUGGUGAGACAGACAGGAAGAGAGGAAGACAGGUACACAGCCGAUUCCAAGUGUCAGGCAGAGAGCCAGGCAGACAUCCAGUGUCGGCACAGUAGACGGCGUGCGAUUCAUUGUCAUUCUAUGCAGCCUGCAAGGAAGAGACAGAGAGAGGGGAAGAAAGCAGAGACAGGAAGAGACAAGAGGAACAUCCCUGUGUUUGUAGCUUGUGGAGAAUCUCGCUUCAUCUGCAUCCACCUCAGUCAAGAGCCCAUGCAGUGAAAAAAACAGGCAGUGAGGGAGGGGGCUGUUACUGGAAAGGAAAGGAAAGACAGGUUGAAGAGAGCGAGAGAGGGAGAGAGAGAGAGAGAGAGGCAGAGAAACAGAGGGAGAGAGCAGGUGUCGGAAAUCCUCCCCUUCAUCUGCUUGUCAUUUACUCCUUUAUGUUCUCUCGUCGUCUGGCGUGGUGAUUGGUUUUCUGAUGCCCGCGUUCCUCUGCUCAUAGCCUCCCACAACCCCACACCACCACACAACCCCUUCCACCCCUCCUCAAUCCUGAGGAAAAACAAAAGGUGGGCAGACAGAGUAAGAGCAGAAAAAGACAGCAUAAAAGGAAAGGUGGAGCCCUGUUGUGAUUGACUAAUUUUUCACCCCAUUUCUUUUCUUAUUUGUCCAGACGGGCUCUUGUUAUAUCUUUGCUUCUUGUUUUUUUUUCUUGUUUUUUCCUCCAAGUAAGAGAAGAAAAACACCGGCCCAAUCAAUCCCUCGUUCUCCUUGUAGACAGAAUUGAACCUCUCCUUUCAUCAAGUGUCGAUUUUUUCCUGCCUUGUCCUAAAGGGAUUAUUUUCUCUAUCUUAGUAUAAACACUGGAAUCAUCCAGGUUCCUUCUAUAUGUCUUCAGCCUUCAAUGACACAGUGUGGACCCCUCUGACUCCCCCUUGACAUCCCCCUCUCCUCCACAACUGAAGUGCUGAAACCCCUUGGUCUCACAUCUCAAUGCCUGUGUUGACUCACUACUACAGCGAUAAUAUGGCACAGCGCAUCUGAUAACGUCUGAUUCAUUCUGUGGUGGUACAGGCAGCCAGCAGACCGUUCUCCAUGAGGAGCAGUAGAAGAUGCCGGCUCUGCCAGCACUGCUGCUGUCAAUACGCUUCCUCUCCUUCCUGCUAGUCACCAUGCCGCCACGCUCCCUCAGUCAGGCCCCCCUGCUCUCCUCCGUCCGCAUGGCGGCAAUCCUGGACGACCAGUCUGUGUGUGGGCGUGGGGAGCGUCUGGCGCUGGCUCUGGCCAGGGAGAACAUCAACAGUGUAAUGGAGGGUCCAGCGCGAGCCCGAGUGGAGGUGGACAUAUACGAGCUGCAGAAAGACUCUCAGUAUGACACAACUGACACCAUGUGUCAGAUUCUACCCAAAGGCGUCGUCUCUGUGAUAGGUCCCGCCUCCAGCCCCGCCUCUGGCUCUACUGUCAGUCAUAUAUGUGGAGAGAAGGAGAUCCCUCAUGUAAAGAUUGGUCCAGAGGAAACGCCCCGCUUGCCAUACCUGCGCUUUGCUUCUGUCACCCUGUACCCAAGCAACGAGGACUUGAGCCUGGCCAUAGGAGCCAUAUUGCGCUCAUUCAGUUACCCCUCGGCCAGCCUGGUCUGUGCCAAGGCUGAGUGCCUGCUGAGAUUGGAGGAACUGGUGCGCCGCUUCCUCAUCUCCCGGGAGACGCUGUCAAUCAGGAUGCUGGAUGACAACCUGGACCCUACACCGCUGCUGAAGGAGAUCCGUGAUGACAAAGUGGCCACCAUCAUCAUAGACGCCAAUGCUUCUGUCUCCUAUCUCAUUCUCAAGAAGGCGUCAGAGCUCGGGAUGACAUCAGCAUUUUACAAGUACAUCCUCACCACAAUGGACUUCCCGCUACUGAGACUUGAUGAUAUCGUGGAUGAGCAGUCCAACAUUGUGGGUUUCUCCAUGUUCAACACCACCCAUCCCUUCUAUUUGGAGUUCAUCAGGAGCCUCAACCUCUCCUGGAGGGAGGGCUGUGACCUGACGUACCCCGGCCCCGCGCUCUCUUCAGCGCUGAUGUUUGAUGCGGUGCAUGUGGUGGUUGGGGCCGUGAGGGAAUUGAACCGCAGUCAGGAAAUCGGAGUGAAGCCGCUCAGCUGCACCUCGCCUCAGAUCUGGCAACACGGGACCAGUCUUAUGAACUACCUGCGCAUGGUGGAGUACGAUGGUCUGACUGGCCGUGUGGAGUUCAACAGCAAAGGUCAGAGGACCAACUACACCCUGAGGAUCCUGGAGAAGCACCGAGGAGGCCACAAAGAGAUUGGGAUCUGGUAUUCCAACAACACACUGGCAAUGAACUCCACCAGCCUGGAUAUCAAUGUGUCAGAAACGCUGGCAAACAAGACCCUCAUUGUCACCACCAUCCUGGAGAACCCGUAUGUGAUGCGCAAAGACAACUACCAGGACUUUCAGGGCAAUGACCAGUAUGAGGGCUUCUGCGUCGACAUGCUGAGGGAGCUGGCAGAAAUCUUAAAAUUCUCCUUCAAGAUCAAGCUGGUGGAUGAUGGGCUGUACGGCGCUCCAGAGCCCAACGGCUCUUGGACUGGCAUGGUUGGAGAGCUAAUCAACAGGAAAGCAGACCUGGCCGUGGCCGGCUUCACCAUCACGUCGGAGAGGGAGAAAGUUAUCGACUUCUCCAAGCCGUUCAUGACCCUGGGGAUCAGCAUCUUGUACCGAGUUCAGCUGGGUCGGAAGCCAGGUUACUUCUCCUUCCUUGAUCCUUUCUCUCCGGCUGUCUGGCUCUUCAUGCUGCUCGCCUACCUGGCUGUCAGCUGCGUGCUCUUCCUGGCUGCAAGGCUGAGUCCGUACGAGUGGUACAACCCUCACCCGUGUCUGAGGGAGCGCAGGGACAUGUUGGAGAACCAGUACACCCUGGGAAACAGCCUGUGGUUCCCUGUAGGAGGUUUCAUGCAGCAGGGAUCAGAAAUUAUGCCCAGAGCCCUGUCCACCAGAUGUGUUAGUGGAGUGUGGUGGGCUUUCACGCUGAUCAUCAUCUCCUCCUACACGGCCAACCUGGCAGCCUUCCUGACCGUGCAGAGGAUGGAGGUCCCCAUCGAGUCUCCAGACGACUUGGCCGACCAGACCAACAUCGAGUACGGCACCAUCCAUGGGGGCAGCACCAUGACGUUCUUCAUGAACUCUAGAUACCAGACCUACCAGCGGAUGUGGAACUACAUGAACUCCAAGCAGCCUAGCGUGUUUGUAAAAAGCACAGAGGAAGGCAUCGCCCGAGUGGUCAACUCCAAGUACGCCUUCCUGAUGGAGAGCACCAUGAACGAAUAUUACCGCGGCCUCAACUGUAAUCUCACAAAGAUUGGAGGCCUGCUGGACACAAAGGGCUACGGCAUCGGCAUGCCACUAGGCUCUCCUUUCAGAGAUGAGAUCACGCUGGCCAUCCUCCAGCUGCAGGAGAAUAACAGGCUGGAGAUACUGAAGAGGAGGUGGUGGGAGGGAGGCCAAUGUCCCAAAGAGGAGGACCACCGUGCCAAGGGUCUUGGCAUGGAAAAUAUUGGGGGCAUUUUUGUGGUGCUGAUCUGUGGCCUCAUCAUUGCGGUGUUUGUGGCCAUAAUGGAAUUUGUGUGGUCGACACGCCGCUCGGCAGAGACCGAUGAGGUAUGCCCCCAUACCUGCCCUCGCCGACCCCACAGACACACCCCAGUGUCUGUCUGUCGGGAAAUGAUCACAGAGUUUCGAAACGCCGUCUCCUGUAAGAAAAGCUCCCGUAUGCGUCGACGUCGGCCCCUCAGCAGCUCUGCAGCCCUACGCCAUCCCACACGCAUCGCUCUGGGCGCCCCUCGGCCUCUGCGCCUGGUCCGGGAGAUGCGCCUCAGCAAUGGCAAGCUCUACAGUGGAGUAGGACCGCUGACAGGUGGAGCCGGAGGUGGAGGAGGAGGAGCAGGAGGGACAAGCCCUUCAGAUCUUGGACCUGGGCCCCAGCGGAUCCUGGAUGAUCCCCUGGGUGCCAACACCACCCCUCCUCCACCAGCCCCGACCCCUGUGAUGCUGCCUGCCCGCAGCUGCACUCACGUAAGAAUCUGCCAGGAGUGUCGGAGGAUCCAGAGCCUGCGGUCAGGCACAACCACAACCAGAAUACCACCCUCAUCAGCACCCCUGCCUAGGCUACCCCCACCCCCACCCCAAUCCUCGUCAAACACAGACAGUGAGGGCGGAGGGGGGCCCAGUCCGAGACGGCUACAUCACAGCCCUCCACCUCACACCCCCAGACCAAUCCAACCGCCACAAAACAACAACACGACAGACCUGCUGGGUGACCAGGAAUGAGGCGCAGGGGGUUGCUGAGGGGUGAUGAGGUGACUGAGGAACAUUUGUGCUGCUGAGAGAAACACUGCUUAAAGAGGGAGAGAUGGAGGGAAUAAAAGUGAAACUCUGCGAGGUGAUAGAGAAUGAGACGACCUUUAAAAGGAGAAUGAACAGGAAAAAUGGUUAACCUUUCUCAAGAUGAGCCUUAGGCCCACGGAUACAGAACUGGCCAAACAGGCUGUGGGAUGGUCAUUAGUAAAUCCUCUCCAGAACAAUUCAGUUUGGACAAAUCUGAGUUGACAUCCUUGUGACCAGCUGAAGGUUUCAGUUUGGCACCUUUUUCCCUCCUUACUCCCCUCUUACCUCACCUUUAGAUAUUUGAGGGUGCUGGUUUUCUUCCACAGACGUGAACCUGGAAGAUGACUCCUCCCUCUAGUAAAAUGAAGCCUUGUUGGAGGACAUACUGUAUCCGUAUGUGAUUUAAAACUAAGCAACUAAAAGACUUCCAGAGAAAUAUUUCCUGUUUUUUUUUCUUUUGUUGUCUUUUUUCUUGUUUUGUUACCAUUGUUCAAAGUGGGAAUUUCAGAGUUAAAUACAGACUAUGUGUGCCAAUAUGGUGGAUUAUAACAUACUAAGAAAUGUAACUCCUGCAUAUUGUGUUUUGUGUCCCUCCCUGUGCCCCACAGCUGCUUCUUGGAGGGAAUCAGAAAAGGUGGAUGAACAACUUACAGGCAACAUAAUGCAAACCGUAGCAGAGGAAACUGUCAGUCUGCGUUUCUUUUACUUUGUGUGAGUGUGUGCGUGCGUGUGUGUGUGUGUGUUCAAAAUGUGUGCUUCAUGUAGGUCUGUCUGUUACUGCUCAAAGUGAGGAGAACCAUGUACCCAGCAACAGCACCCGACUACAAAUGUAAGAUAAUCAGACAGCUACAAAAAGAGGAAAGAGAGAGAGACAGAGACAGAGGAAGGGAGCAAGAGGCUUUGAAAUGUGAAAUUAAUGUCCCUCGUUAUCCUGGUAACGCUUGCCAAGCCUUUACUUCUUUUUCACCUCUGUUCGCACAGCCGAGGAGAGAUAGAGACUGGGCGAGGCAGAGGCAGAGAUAGAGAGGAACAGAAAGAGAGGAGAUAGAAAGAAGCAGAGAGUGAAAAGGACACUACUGAAUCUGAAUGAGAAAUCCCUGACUGAACUACUUCCAUUAUUAGAUCUGUCCUGAUCUGUUAAUUCUGGGCAUCUUUUAAGGGGCUUGUUAAUGCGCCAGCAGGCUGUAGCCGCAGCUUCUUCGCCUCUCUCCGUUUAACACACAGACUUGGCCGUCCACAGUACAGACUCCUGCCAGAGUGAUAGACUCAACACAGCCUUGUCAAUACUGUCUCAAGCUUUUGAUCGCCUAAUUACUCCCCUCGGUGGCUGGGGACUCAUUCAUGAGGGGGGGGCUGAACAUAGGGAAACAUGCUGAUAAAUAUUUUUAGAAGAAAUACGUGUUUUCACUCUGACUGGGAAGCAAAUCGGGUCUCUUUUAAUUAUGUUGUUAAUGUUACAACCCUAACGUUGUGUGAAAAUGCAACUAAAACAAUCUAAACACUGAAGUGCAUCAGCCAUGGUGCUUCAAGGGAAUACACUGGUGGAUUUGCAUGUUUUAGCUUUGUAACUUCAGACUGUGUUCACUUUGUGUUCUUGUUAUUUUAAAGACUAUCAAAGGUUUUUAAACAGACCUCAAAGUAGCCGCUCUGUCACAAGAAGAUGUGCAAACCUGCUUUAGAAAGGCGGCUCAUCAUAAGAAAUAUUUAAGCAUUAGUCCGGUGAACUGUUUUAUUUUUCGUUUCACUAAAUAAUAUUGUAGAAAAGACCAAACACAGAUGAAUGUGUGACUGAUAAGUAGCCAUGGCUUUGUGCUGCGUAUUUACUUAUGCUACCGACCUCCUCUGUUUUGCAAAAAUGAGUGAAAUCAUUCGCACUGAUUGAAGUAUAUUUUUUUAUAUUGAACACAAGGUCUGGCUUUUAUUCAAACAUUAGAAAACAACAGCAAGAGACACUUUAUAUUUUAGGUCAAGGACUACAAACAGUGCCAUAAACAGGCAGGGGAAGGACAGAGACAACUAACACAUUAGAUUUCUUCAUCCAGUACAUAUCAUCAGCCAUUUCCUGUAAGACUUUAUUUUUACACCAUCACCUCCCCACAUUGCUCAUUUGUGGGUAGAUCAAUCAUCUUAUUAAUACAAAUGGAAUCCAGCGCUUAGUUCAGCUGUCCUUUAGGUUCCAAAAAUAAACAGAUUAGAUCAGUUUAAGGUCCAAAACAAUAAAGUGCAAUCAGUGUAUUUACACAAAUAAAGGGCGUGUAUCCGGUUGUACUUGUUCAACCUUUAGUAAAACCUCUGCAGCAAUGCUUUAUUUUCAUGUAUAACGAAACUUCUAUUAAAGAGUUUCCCUGUCAGAUUAUGUAGUAUCUGUGUCAAACAAUCUAAACAGUGUAUUUCCUGAUACUUCCCUCAAUAGCCCGUCAGCCCCUCACUGUAUUUUAUUUUUACUUGACAUCAUAAUCAACUGCUGUAUUAGCAUUAUCUGCACUGCAGGUCACUGACUCAUCAGUGUCUCAGUGUUGAUUGAAUCAGUUACCUAAUCACUUCCCAAAAUAGAGUGACUCAGUACUCACAGGAUGAGGAGUAGUUAUUUAACACCCUUAGGGAUAGUAAGUGUACUUCUUCUUUAACUUGAAGGGUGAUUAAGAAAAACGCUGACAUUUAAGAUUGAAGAUUAAAUUAUUCAACAUUGUCAAUGCAAGCUAUCCUUUUCUCUGUUUCUCUGCUUAUUUUUUUAACCGGAGUUUGAAUGCAUUUAAUGUUUUUUGGAUUAUUCAAUCGAAUCUUGAAAGUCAUCGUUUCCCACUUCCUGAUCGCAACCACACUAACUUUUUUUUAUUUAGCAAAGUCCUCACUUUGCAGCUGGUUUCGAGUGUUUGUUUCCUCAUUAAACACCAAAAUCCUUGUCACUGAUAACCUCUUGAAAUCACUGAGUGUCCUCCCAAAUAUUCUGAGGAAUUAAUGACACAGCAAGGACUUGAUCUCUCACUGGCUUCCCAUUUAUUCAUAUUCUGCAGUAAAAUGAAGUAUAUAGAGGAACAUGCUGAACCACCAGUGUAGCCCUUCAGAUCCACUUGAAAAAUAGUCUUGUCAAAGCAACAUUGCAUAAAUGUAUGAAAUUCAUGGUUGUUUUUUUUUUGCUGUGAAACAGAUUUGCUCAUUUCAUUGUGCAAAUGAUAAUGUAUUUAUAUUGUUUGCACACACUAUGCUGUUUCUUUGAAUGACUGACAGCAGAAGAAGGCCUAGCCUCAAUGCAGCUCUUUCCAUCUGUUUUCUUCUCCUUUUGUGUUCAACUUGCUGACAGAGCAACAGGAGUCACCGUCUUUCUAAGUGUUAUCGCUGUGCAAACUCAUGCUCCUAAACACAUUUUAAUUUCCUCAUCCCUUGUCAUCCAAAGGCUGUAGACCAACUGGUUGUUUAGUUGUUUUCAAGUUUGUCUUCAGUCUUUUUCAACGUCUUCUUUUGUUUGUUAUAUGUAAAGAUAUACAAAACUUUGUAUGUGACAACACCACAGAGCCAAAAGGUGGUUAUCGACAGCUUUAAACCAUCAGCUGAAAGCAUUUAUUAGCUGCAAAGCAUUUUUGUGUGAAGGCUAAGUGAAGCCAAAAUAUCGCCUGAGUGAUUAUGAAAGGGAAGGGAGGGUCACAAAACAAAUCAGAUGGGGUGUCUGAACAGUCACUCCGCAAAACAAAACCUUUUUUGUUUACUUUUAUGUUCUUUUCUUUGGUAAUUUUUCAUAUUUCUAUACUAGUGCUAAAUGGAUUAUUAAAACUGAUGAUGAAUAUUAUGAUUAAAUUGUUGUUAUUAUUCCUAUUGAAGAGCAAAAGGUUCUAUCGUGUAACUGUGGGUGAAGGGUGGGGGACGGUAAGGUGCUGGGAGGAAGGUGCAAUGAUGUUCUUCAGAGAGACUGCCCUGUUGUUCAAACCUAUAGACACAGAUUUCUUUUGGAAUAAAAAAAUAUUCAAACAGUC
Molecule: messenger RNA, 9855 nt
Organism: Notolabrus celidotus (New Zealand spotty)
Lineage: Eukaryota; Metazoa; Chordata; Actinopteri; Labriformes; Labridae
Gene: grik5
Product: glutamate receptor, ionotropic, kainate 5
Exons: 23
Coding region: 2618-5830 (1070 amino acids)
Biological process (GO): synaptic transmission, glutamatergic; monoatomic ion transport; modulation of chemical synaptic transmission
Cellular component (GO): presynaptic membrane; plasma membrane; postsynaptic membrane
Molecular function (GO): kainate selective glutamate receptor activity; transmitter-gated monoatomic ion channel activity involved in regulation of postsynaptic membrane potential
Source: RefSeq, a predicted model, not a curated record